Molecule: messenger RNA, 1617 nt
Organism: Drosophila santomea
Lineage: Eukaryota; Metazoa; Arthropoda; Insecta; Diptera; Drosophilidae
Gene: tap
Product: basic helix-loop-helix neural transcription factor TAP
Exons: 1
Coding region: 179-1384 (401 amino acids)
Molecular function (GO): protein dimerization activity
Source: RefSeq, a predicted model, not a curated record
UCAGCGGGCUUAAUGGCUGGCCGGGCACAUAAAACGGGUGCGCACUCCUCGCCAGCUUUUAGUUGGUGCGGGCACGCGAGACGCGAAGAAACAACUCUCUCACAUCACAGCGUAAAUCGUGAAUCGGAAAUGUGCUAAAGGAUAUAGGAUAUACACACCGAGAUACAGUUACGAGAUCAUGGCCGCCUGCUACAAUGCCUACAGCGCUGGAUCGCAGUCCUUCGACUUCGACGAGGACGACGACGACGCCUCCUUCGACAGUGGCUACGAGAAGAGUUUCGAGACGGAGGCCCAGUUGAGUUCGCGUCGCCGCUUGGACUUCGGCACUCCUCCGACUCCGGCGAUCCCGCAACCCUACUCCGGCGGCACCUGGGACGCCGUACCGCUCAGCUCGCCGCCGGCGGGCUUCGUGGGACUGCUCGAUACGAGCAGCAAUCACAGCACUCGGAGCGGCAGAACGCUGGUGGAGCAUCUGAACAGCCGGGCCACGAAUGGCGCCUUCGAUCCGCCAUUGACUAGUACGCCGAUGAAGUCGCCAGAGGAUCCCGAUGCGCCGCGACCAAAACGCAAAUAUGCCGUCGGCAAAAACAGAGUAACUCGCUCGCGCAGUCCCACCCAAGUGGUGAAGAUCAAGCGAUUCCGCCGCAUGAAGGCCAAUGACCGAGAGCGCAAUCGGAUGCACAACUUGAAUGAUGCUCUGGAGAAGCUACGGGUCACUCUGCCCUCGCUGCCCGAGGAGACGAAGCUGACGAAGAUCGAGAUCCUACGGUUUGCGCACAACUAUAUCUUUGCCCUGGAGCAGGUGCUGGAAAGCGGGGGUUCAAUCAACCUGGAUCUGGAGAAGCUGCAGAACUUCACGCUGAGUGGUGAGAGGAUCACCAAGGAGCUCUUCGAUGCUCUAUUCGUGAAUCCACAGCCGUAUCCCAUGUUCGGUCGAAUGUUCCCCUAUGGCCAGGGAAUGGCGCCUCUGGCCCAGCAUCAGACUGCUCCAGCUUCGCAUGCGGAGCAGCCGCCGGCGAUGGGCGGCUUUCAGCACGGCAUGGACUACCCGCAGCAGCCACCAGGAUUCGACUUUACAGGCAGCAUGCGGUUUUACCACCAACAGCAGCAUCCGCAGCAGCAGCCGCAUCAGCCUCACCAUCUGCAGCCUAAUCCCCAGCAGGAGUCCAGCCCGCAGCAGUUCUCGCAGGAGAAAUACGAUCUCUUCAGGGGAUCCUUCGAUGCAGCUGCCAAUAUUCAUCCUACUAACUUGGACUCUGGGAUUCACCAGCAGAGCAGCUUCUACUCGCAAACACCGCCGUGGAAGGACUAUCCGGAGGAUCAGGCACAAGCGCUUGCCGUUCCACAUCCACACAGCUACAAACACUUCGCCCCACAGGUGUAGCACAGUUUUGAGGGCCAAACUACGAUCUUAGGGUUUUCAGCGUGAUAUACUAAAAGAUUGCGGGGAAUUGCAAGAAACUGAUCAAGGGGAAUGGCCAAGAGAUUGGCCCUUGACUUACUUUGAAAAGAAAACUAACGUAACUUAUGGGUCUUGUCUCGGGGUUUCCCUUCCUCACUAUUCUCAACUUCCUGGCAAUCCGUUGAUAUUGGUAAUAAGCGAGGCACCUAAUUGAC